Ostreobium quekettii is the source of this 432-nucleotide messenger RNA. Lineage: Eukaryota; Viridiplantae; Chlorophyta; Ulvophyceae; Bryopsidales; Ostreobiaceae. The record is from the annotation of a GenBank genome assembly.
AUGGUGCGCUGCUCGCUCCCGCAAGGUCGAAAUUGUUCUAAGCUGUGUGGCGCAGGCACACGACAGGUGUCGCCGUCGCAGGCCCUCACCUGGGGGCUGGGAGUGUGCGCGACAGGUGCAUUGAUCGCCGGAGCGACGAGCGUGGCCAGGGCGGCAAAGUCGCUUGAGGAAGAAGGAAUUGAUCCAAGGGUGGCAAGGGCGAAGGGGUUGCCUUUGGCGCUUCGAGGGCUUGGCAUAAGUACUGGAGUCAUAGGUUUGUUGGGGCUGGGUGGAUGGUACGUGCUGUCCGAUAUGUACGGUCUUCAGCUGCAGAACGAGGCGCACGUCUCGUCGUUUGAGGCGGCCGUAGAAGAACUCAAGCGGCAGCAGGAGUCUCUCCGCACCGAGUUCAAGGCGCACGUGGAAGGAACGGCAAAAUCCAAAUCCAAGUGA